Messenger RNA from Saprolegnia diclina VS20, 5507 nucleotides. RefSeq lists its product as hypothetical. The record is from RefSeq and is a predicted model, not a curated record. NCBI's taxonomy places the organism in Eukaryota, Oomycota, Saprolegniomycetes, Saprolegniales, Saprolegniaceae. Gene Ontology annotation, molecular function: ATP-dependent chromatin remodeler activity; chromatin binding; DNA binding. The coding region runs from base 49 to 5487 and encodes 1812 amino acids. Gene Ontology annotation, cellular component: nucleus; chromatin. Gene Ontology annotation, biological process: chromatin remodeling. The transcript is spliced from 5 exons.
UUUGCGGAUUUCAGAGGGUUCGCAUCACCGGUACGCAGCCACCCGUCGAUGGCGGAAGAGACGACACGCCGGACGCGCCGGCGAAACCAGAUUGUCGACGUCGACUCGAGCGAAGAUGAGGUCAUCGCGGCUCCGCAGCCGCGGAAGCGACUAAAGCCGACCGUCGAGAGCAAGCCCAGCCGCCAGCUCCUCCACCGGCGCAGCGAGCGCGCCCGCGCGGUCGUCACGUACGACGAGUACCUCGAAGCCAACGAGCCGCGCGAGCCCGCAAAGCGCAAAAAUGCCCCCGAGAAGGCGCAGCCGGCCAAGCGUGGCCGUCCGCGCUGCUCGCCGCCGCCCGCGUCGUCGCCCAAGGUCUCGCGUGCCAAGGGCAAAACCAAGGCCAAGGCCAAGGAGAGCUCGUCCGAGUCGGCGUCAGCGUCAGCGUCCGAAGCAUCGGACUCGGAGUCGGACAUCUCGGACGCUAGCUCGACCGAAGGCAAGUCGUCGCCACACGCUGCCGACGCCUCCUCGAGCGACGACAACUUUAUCAUUGACAAGGUGCUGGCUGUCGAGACGCACACCGUGGCCGAGUGGGCGAAGAAGUGCCACGCCAUGCACUCGCACUACAUCACGGCUGGGUCCAUCUUUGUGCCCGACGACGACGACCCGGUGCUGCCGCCGACGGACGAGGUCGAGAAGUUCCUCGUCAAGUGGAAGGACCUCUCGUACCUCCACGUGUGCUGGCAGUCUGAGAAGGAGCUCAUCGAGUACGAGAAGAACGCCAAGGGCAAGGUCCAGCGCUUCCUGGAAAAGCAGGCGCGGGCGCCGCUGAUGGCUGGCGACGAGUACUUCAACCCAGAGUUUUGCACCGUCGACCGCGUGCUCGCGAUCCAGCCGAGCCAAGACGUCGACGAGCCAGGUGCACUCGAGUACUUUGUCAAAUGGAAGGCGCUCGGGUACGAGAGCUGCACGUGGGAGCAAGCCGAGGACUUCCACGACGACCACGCGGUGGCGCUCUACCACGCCUUCAACCGACCGCUGCUACGCGCGCCCAAGGUCCGAAAGGCCUCUAGCUUCCGCCCGUACGGCGACAAGAUCCCCGCGACGUUCAAGGGCGGCAUGAACCUGCGCGAGUACCAAGUCGCGGGUCUCAACUGGCUGCUCUUCAACUGGUACAACGACCGCAACUCGCUGCUCGCCGAUGAAAUGGGGCUUGGCAAAACCGUGCAGACGGUCUCGUACAUCAACCACCUCGUCCAGGUCGAGCAGCGUCGCGGCCCGUACCUCAUCAUUGCGCCGCUGUCGACGCUCGCCCACUGGCAGCGCGAGUUUACCAACUGGACGGACCUCAACGCUGUCGUGUACCAUGGAUCGCACGAUGAGCGCAAGACGAUCGAGCAGUACGAGUUCUACCUCCCGCACCCGCUGGACGACGCGCCCGGCGCCCCGGUGCGCGACAAGAAGACGACCCACUACCGGUUUGAUGUGCUCAUCACGACGUACGAGAUGUGCGUGGCGUCGGACAACAUCACACUGGCGCGCAUCCCGUGGCAGGUCGUCGCGGUCGACGAGGCCCACCGACUGAAGAACCGCAAGUCGAAGCUCGCGUCGAUUCUCUUGGCCAACUUCAAGUUUGGCAACCUCCUCCUUCUGACCGGCACGCCGCUCCAGAACAACGUUGAAGAGCUCUGGACGCUGCUGCAUUUUCUGGACCGGACAAAGUUUGCGUCGUCCGAAGACUUUGUCGAGGCGUACGGCAACCUUGUCGACUCGGACCAGGUCAAGAAGCUGCAGGUUGAGCUCCGGCCGUUCUUGCUCCGGCGCAUGAAGGAGGACGUCGAAACGUCGCUUGCGCCGAAAGAAGAGACCAUCAUCGAAGUCGAGCUCACAGUGCUGCAAAAGCAGUACUACCGUGCGAUUUUCGAACGCAACACCGAGUUCCUCGUGCGCGGCCACACGAAGAAGGCAAAUAUGCCGAGCUUGAUGAACAUUGUCAUGGAGCUCCGCAAGUGCUGCAACCACCCGUUCUUGAUCCUUGGCGCCGAAGCCCGCGAAGUCGCCCGCGUUCAGAAGGAGACGCCGCACGUGACGCCGUCGGAGCUCCAGGAGCUGCUCGUGCAGUCGUGCGGCAAGCUCAUUUUGCUCGAUAAGCUUCUUCCGCGCCUCAAGGAGCAAGGCCACCGCGUGCUCAUCUUUUCGCAGUUCAAGAUCAUGCUCGACAUCCUCGAAGACUACUUGCGGCUUCGUGGGUACGUCAAGGAGCGGAUCGACGGCAGCAUCACGGGCAACGACCGGCAAGCGGCCAUCGAUCGAUUCUGCAACCCCGAGAGUCCAGCGUUCAUCAUGCUGCUCUCGACGCGCGCGGGCGGCGUUGGUAUCAACCUCACGGCCGCCGACACGUGCAUCAUUUACGAUUCGGACUGGAACCCGCAGAACGAUCUGCAGGCGCAAGCACGCUGCCACCGCAUUGGCCAGACCAAGUCGGUCAAGAUCUACCGCCUCUUGACGGCCAAGACGUACGAAGCGCACAUGUUCCACCAAGCGUCCAUGAAGCUCGGGCUCGACCAAGCGGUGCUCGGCGGCAUUCGCCAAGCCAAGGGCAAGGAGCUUCCGGCCGCGUCCAAAGAAGACGUUGAGAAUUUGCUUAAGUUUGGGGCGUACGAGAUGCUCAAGGACGAUGGCGCCGAGGCCAGCAAGCGCUUUAGCGAAGAGUCGGUCGACGACAUUCUGAAGCGGUCGACAACGGUCGUCCACGACCCCAAGACCAAGCCGGACCCGGCCGCGUCGAACGCCAUGUCGAGCUUCUCGAAAGCUACGUUUGUGAGCUCGACGGACCCGAACGAACAAGUCGCGCUGGACGACCCGGACUUUUGGACCAAGGUCAUUGGCCUCAACGCGGUCGAGGAGAGGACCGUAGUCGACAAGACGCCCGAGAAGCGCCGUUGCAAGGGCCGGUUCGCCACGUAUGCCGAAGAAAACUCGGACGGCGAAUUGCCCGGCAGCUCCAAGAAGGCGCGUCGACCGGGCAAGAAGCUCAAGAUGGCCAAUGAAAAGGAAAAUGACGAUGACGCGGCGUAUGUCAUUGAAGACGCAGCACCGAGCUCCGACGACGACGACGAAGAGGACGACGAUGCGCCGAUUGGGCCCAUCAAAGGGCUUCUCCAGAACCCGAACGCACUGCGCACGACGCCCAAGACACAGCCGUUUGCGGCGGCGCUGCUGGCCUUUGGCUAUGGACGCUGGACCAAGAUUCGCAUGGCGAGUCCGACGCUGCAGACGCUCUCGGUCGAGAAGAUCAAGUGCUUUGCCCUCGCGUACGUGGCGCAGCUCGUGCGGACGGCGGCUGAGACGAUCGACCUCCAGACGUAUGCGCAGCGCUACUCGUUCGUGGUGGCGAUUCUCCGCGACUUGCACCUCAAGUCGCACCCGCACGACAAGCACGUUGUGCCGUCGCCGCUCUUUGACAUCAACGCGAUCCCGAUUCCAUCGGACCUCUCGUCCGUCUUGAGCUUUGAGGCGACGUGCAAGCACGCAGUCUCCAAGCUGCAGCAGCUCGAUGUGCUGUACCAACUCGACCAGCUCGUGUCGCGCAAGCUCUCGCCGAUCCUCGAGUUUGUCUCGAUUCUCAACGACAUCCAGACCGCCAACACGUCGCCGCUGCCCGUCGAGACGCCGCCCGAGACCGUCCUCGUGCGCCUCCGUCUCCUCAACGUUGUCCGGACGCUUCCGCCCACGGGGGCGCACAAGGACGCGCCCAACUGGUGGCAGCCGCAAACCGACGACCUCCGCUUGCUUCUCGGGCUCCACCGCGUCGGGUGGCUGCGCGGCAAGAACUCGAUCGCGACGCUCAAGUCGGAUGCGCUCUUGUAUCCUGCAAGUACCCACCCCGGCGCGGCGCCCGACGCCGUUUGGCCGUCGACGACGUUGCUUUUGAAGCGAGCGAAGACGCUCUUGCGUGCGUGGGCCCAAGAUGUGCGCGCGCCGCCGUUCCAAGCGACCGAGGCCGUCGUGCCGUUUGUGCGCAGCUUGAACGUGGCCGACCAGAUGCAGUUCCUCGGGCUCCUCGACCGCCAAGAGCGGUUCAUGACGCUCAUCCUCGAGUACGGCGUGCCCGACGUGCGCACGUGCAUGACCGCGCAAGAACAGCGUGAAAAAUGGCGCUUCUACAUCAACGACCCGAUGAUGAGCGUCCGAUCGCGGGGGCCGACCGAGCUCCUGCACGAAGCCGUGGGGCUCGAGCGUGCAGCGCGGUCGAUUCUCGGGCAGCCGCAUUUUGAGCCAUCGACCGAGCCGUCGAUCCUCGGGGGCACCCAGGACCAAUGGGCGCUCUCGCGCGACCAGGCGCAGGUGCUGGUGAACCGGAUCGAGUUUUUCCGACUGCUCCGGACAGACGUGCUCGUGAUGCGGCCACAGGAUCUGCACAUGGCCAUGAUGAGUGUGACGCGCGCCGCGUCGUACAACAAGGGCCACUUGCCGUCGUGGUGGGUCUCUCCCGACCACGAUAUUUUGCUCAUGCAGGGUGUCGAGUGCUUUGGUCUGGACGACCACGUCAAGGACAUUUGGGCGCUCGACCGGUUCCGCACGUGCAUGCCGCCGGGCGCGCAAGUGCCGUCGGCCAAGUGGGUCGAGACCACCGUGUUGCACUGUGCCAAGGCCGUGCGCGCGAUCACGCAAAUGAAGAAGCUGCACGAAGGCGACCGCCAGCGCAUGGCACACGAGGCCCGCCAGAUGAUGGCGCACGACCCGCACCACAACGCGGACGCGUACACGUUCUUCGUGCUGCAGAAGCACGAAGCCGCCACGUCCGAGGCGAGUGCUUCGGGACCCACCGGCGUCGACCUCGAGCUCGCGGUCGCGGCGCGUGUGGCCCUCGAGAAGCAGCGGCUCGAGACGACGCAGCGCGAGGCCCAGCGAUUGGAGGCCGAAGUGCGCGCCCGUGUGCAGGCUGAAACCCUGCGCCUCGAGGCAGCCCAGCGCGAGACCAAGCGCAUUGAGCUGGAGGUCGCCAUGCGGGUGCAGAGCGAAACGAUGCGUCUCCAAGCCGUCCAGCGGGAGGCCCAGCGCGUCGAGAGCGAAGUGUGGUCCCGGGUCCAAGCCGAGCAAGCGCGGCUGACCGAGCAGCGGUCGACCGUCGUUCCGGCGAGCGGUCGCAAGCCUGUCGCGGCCCGCCGCCCGCCACCCGUGGCGAUCCCCGACGGCCCGGUGCGCGCCGUGCGUGGGCCUGCCGCGUCGCCCGAGACUAUCAUUGUCAAGCCGGCCGUGGUCCAGCCGGUGACGACGCCCAAGGCACCUCAAAUCGACCAUCCGCUGGUGUUGCCUGUCGACAAGUCGCCGGCCGCGCAGUCGACGAUCGAAGCGGCGUUUGCGCGCCAGAAGAAGGCCAUCGACAAGAAGAUCGAGGUCAAGCGCGAAGUGGUUGCCGACGCACCGGCGACCGACGAGAAGCGCACGCGCGCGCGUCAGAAAGCCCGCGCCGACGUGAUCGCGAUCGACGACUCGGACUAGAGCGACGGGUGACAAUGUUG